AUGGCGGACGAGCAGAGCAUAGUGAAAGUAUUUUUUCUGAAUGAUGACCAACAAUGGGAAAUGCUAGGCAAGGGACAUGUCUCUACUAUUUAUGUGGAACGCCUUCAGGGCUUGUGUCUGCUAGUUCGAUCUGAACUUAGCGGCUUAGAGAUCUUGGAGUCAAAGAUAAAUCCAGACACGCCCUAUCAGAGACGACAAGGGACAUUAAUUGUUUGGUCUGAAGCUGAGAACCACGGUAUGGCGAUAAGUUUCCCAGACGCAGCAAGUUGUCACGAGAUAUGGAAAGACAUCUGCCAGGUUCAAGGUAAAGACCCAUCUACCGAUAUCACACACGACCCCUUAGUUGAAUCCGAAGAUGAGACAUUGGAUGACGUGGCAGAUGACGUGCUUGAGCUGCCUAAUUGUGAACUCGGUAAGCUUGACCAGAUUGCUCACUUAGUUACCUCAGUUCUCACCUCACCUCUGCGUAAGGAAAGGCUGGCUCUGUUAGUAGGAAAUGAGGACUUUAUUAAAAAAUUACUGCAGUUGUUCCACACGUGUGAGGACCUAGAGGACACUGAAGGCUUACAGAAUCUGCAUGACAUUGUUAAAGGGAUGUUAUUUCUCAACCAGGCAUCUCUACUUGAGAUCCUCUUUUCUGAUAAGUAUAUCAUGGAUGUGGUGGGAUGCCUUGAAUAUGACCCUGCCUUGGCUCAGCCAAAAAGGCAUAGAGAAUUCUUAACCCAAAAAGUGAAGUUCAAGGAAGUUAUACCAAUAAUAGACCAUGCACUUCUGCAAAAAAUACAUCAGACAUACAGGGUACAGUACAUUCAAGACAUCCUUUUUCCUAUCCCAUCUAUAUUUGAAGAGAAUUUUCUUUCUACUCUUACAAAUUUUAUUUUAUUAAACAAGGGUGCGAUAGUCAAUAUGCUGCAGGAAGAUGAUAAGUUUUUGUCUACCGCUUUUGCACAAUUAAGGGAUAAGACCACAGAUGAUGAUACACGGCGUGAGCUGUUAUUUUUUUUCAAGGAAUUCUGUGCAUUUUCUCAGACAUUAGUACCUGAAAACAGGAAUGCACUGUUCAAAACACUGACACAACUGGGAAUUCUUCCUGCUCUUAAAAUUGUAAUGAAUAUGAAUGACUUGCAAAUAAGGGCAGCUGCUACUGAUGUAUUUACUUAUCUAGUAGAGUAUAGUCCAUGCAGGGUUCGAGAAUUUAUAAUAGAAGACCACCAAAGUGAAGACAGCAUUCUUUUCAUUAAUUUAGUAAUUGAACAAAUAUUCUGUGAUACUGACCCUGAGCUAGGAAAUGCUGUUCAUUUAAUGGAAGUCCUUCGUGCCCUGCUUGAUCCAAACAACAUGAUGACAGCAUCUAGUCACUGUGAAAAAAGUGAAUUUCUACAUUUCUUCUGUAUGCAUUGUAUGAAUAACUUCAUAGAACCACUUUUGUCAACUACUUCAGCAUAUAUACAUGACAAGGAUAAUAUAGUUGGAUCUGACGAAAAUAACAUAAACUGUCUCAGUGCUGUUCGUUUUAUGAGAACGAUGAUUGGCCUUAGAGAUGAACUUUUAAAUCAUUACAUCAUCAAGGGAAAUUUUUUUGAGCCAGUUGUAAAUGCUCUUUUAGAGAAUGGAACUCGGUACAAUAUGUUGAAUUCAGCUAUUGUUGAGCUGUUUGACUACGUAAGAAUGGAAAAUAUCAAAUCUCUUGUUGCCCAUAUAGUUGAAAAGUUUUAUGCAACGCUUAAGUCAAUUGAAUAUGUUCAGACAUUCAAAGGAUUGAAGGUGAAAUAUGAGCAAGAGAAAGAGCUGCAAAAUCAAGUAACGAAGAAUUUAUGUUCUGUACUGUAUAGUCAAGUAUUUUGCAGAGAUUCCGGUGUCUUGGAGGAGGAGGAGGAAAGGAGUAUUAAUGAAAAUAUAAAAGAAGAAGCAGUUGAGCCACCACCGGAAAGUGGUUUUGAGAUUAAAAGAGCAAAAGAAAAUGAAGACAAGGUAGAUCUUCCCUCUCAAACACCUUUUGGUGACUUUGAAUUUACUUCAUCUCAUUCUGCUGAUGCUGCUGAUGAAACAAGUAACCCAAACCGCAGAAGGGUGAUUUGCUUAGUGGAUUAUUCAGAUGAUGAAGAAGAAGAGGAAGAUGAAACACCUCCCAGCAAAAGACCACAUCUUAGCCCAUAA
Molecule: messenger RNA, 2157 nt
Organism: Capra hircus (goat)
Lineage: Eukaryota; Metazoa; Chordata; Mammalia; Artiodactyla; Bovidae
Product: serine/threonine-protein phosphatase 4 regulatory subunit 3-B-like
Exons: 2
Coding region: 1-2157 (718 amino acids)
Biological process (GO): protein dephosphorylation; DNA damage response
Cellular component (GO): protein phosphatase 4 complex; nucleoplasm
Molecular function (GO): protein phosphatase activator activity
Source: RefSeq, a predicted model, not a curated record